Molecule: messenger RNA, 1941 nt
Organism: Coccinella septempunctata (seven-spotted ladybird)
Lineage: Eukaryota; Metazoa; Arthropoda; Insecta; Coleoptera; Coccinellidae
Exons: 2
Coding region: 297-1469 (390 amino acids)
Source: RefSeq, a predicted model, not a curated record
AUGAACAGUGUCAUUUUCUUUAAAAGACAACUUUCUAUUUUCCUUUCUAUGUUUUAUUUAAUUUCAACUUAGAGAAUGCCUUGAUUUGUCAAUUAUUAAUUCAUGUCAAUUCAUAUUUCAAAUAUUGUUCAUUGAAAACCUAAAGGAAUAGCAUUGUUUUUGAUUUCUUUCAGAUUGAAGACAUCAAAUCGUCUAUUUCUUGAAGUGAGAAAUUGAAUUGAUUUCCAUUCUUAUAAAUCAAAAACUUAAGCUAUCUGGUUGAUAUUCGAAGGACUGCACUGGGAUUUCGAGCUAUAAUGACCACAUCCAUGAAAAUUUGCAUAGCUUUUGAAACAUCAAAUACUAAAGCGAAGAAAAAUAUAUUCAAGUUCAAAUGGAUUCAGACUACAGGAACGGAAACAUAUUAUGAGAUUCCAGAAGACAAACAGAAUCCACAUGACCAUCAUGAACUUUUUGCUCUACCGAAGGUGAAAAAUAUCUUGAAAUCAAUGAAAACAAGAGGUUCAUUUCGUACGUGUGUUAUUUCAUUGACUCCGGAAUUGAAAGGAAUAUAUUUUGAUGCCGAAGAAGAUGUGAUGUUUAGGGAUGAGUAUUUACAAAUGACUUAUUCACCUGCAUACGUGAAAACAGAAUUUGGAGGAGAACUAGCAGAAUCACGAAAUACAACAGAACUGUCCUCAGGCAAGACCAAGGAGAAUAAAAAGGAUUUCAAGAAGAUAAAGGACAAUUUUGUGCUGAAUAAUUUUGAUGGGAAGAAUGUUUCCGUGACUUUAUGGUUGAAGAAAUUUGAGUCGGAAUGCAUGCGUUGUGGAGUGGAAGAAGAUAUGGACAAAAUUUUGAUUUUACGUUUGUUUCUGGAUGGGAUAGCGAAAGAAUGGUUUGAUUCUAAAUUAAUUAUAUUAGGUUUGGAAACUGAUUUUCAAAUAUGGAAAAAUAACUGCUUAGAUAGUUUUUGUGAAACAAGUUGGCAUAAGCAUAGAGAGGCAUAUUCAUUUAGGUACAUAGGAGGAAGUUUAGUUGACUACGCUUUCAGGAAAGAAAAUUUGUUGUUGAAUCUCCGAAAUAAUUUUCCAACUGACAUAUUAAUUGACUUAAUUGUGACAAGUUUGCCAAAUUUUUUACAAGAUAGAAUUGAUCGAUCAAAUGUAACAACUUUUGAGAAAUUAUUAGGUGAGUUACGAAAGUUAGAAGGUUCAACAAAAUAUGAAAAUGCUCGAAAUACCAAAAAUGGCAAAAUGAACAAAUCGGCCGAACAACUUCCUUCACUAACAAAAGCAGAUAAGAAGGAACCAUGUUCAAUUUGUGAUAAAAAUGGUUUCCCAGGGAGAUUCCAUCCAGAAGCUCUAUGUCGGCUAAAGAAUAGGAGAUUUAAUUUUAAACAAGAGAACGUAUCCGGUAGCAUAAGAACGGUGAACAAUGUUGGGGUACAGGAUGAAUUAAAUGAGGCCAUUUCCGAUCAAAAAAACUAGUUUUGUUGCCAUUGAUCAAAUUGAAAGUGUUCGUAAAUGAAAAUGAAUUAUGUGGAAUUUAUGAUUCAGGCUCAAAUGUCACUCUUCUGAAUUCGAAAGUGGCAGAUGAGUUAUGUCUACACAUUCGAGAGGAUAGGAACACAUUCAAAACAGUCAAUGGCAGGGCAAAUUUUUCAGGAAAAAUAACUACAAAAAUGAGAAUCAAUGAUAUUGAAAAAGAAGUUGAGUUUUUUGUAAUUAAUGAUAAAAAUUUCGAGUAUGAUAUUCUACUCGGAUUAGAUUCUAUUUUCAAUUUUCAAUUGAAACAAGAUUUUGAUUUGAAAAUUUAUCAAAGAUUAGAGAUGAAUGAAGAGAGAAAGAUCGAUUCUUUCUAUAAUAAUAAUGAUAAUAACAAUUAUUACAAUAUCAACUUCAAUGAAGGUAUACCUACAGAACUUUUCGAAGCGAAAUUAGAACAUUUGACAACAAAUCA